This is a messenger RNA of Cryphonectria parasitica EP155, 1173 nucleotides long. RefSeq names its product GroES-like protein. Gene Ontology annotation, molecular function: zinc ion binding; oxidoreductase activity. The coding region runs from base 1 to 1173 and encodes 390 amino acids. The record is from RefSeq and is a predicted model, not a curated record. The transcript is spliced from 2 exons. Lineage: Eukaryota; Fungi; Ascomycota; Sordariomycetes; Diaporthales; Cryphonectriaceae.
AUGUCUACAAUAACCGAGGCCUACGUCGCCCAACCACCCUCCCCCCCAACCCUCAAGAAAAUCAAGUACCCGACCCCUCUCGCCCCCCAUGAGGUCCUCGUCGACAUCGCUGCCGCCUCCAUCUGCCACUCCGACCUCCGCGCCGCCGCAGGGACCUUCCUCCUCCCACCGCCCCUCAUCCUGGGCCACGAGGGCGCCGGCCGUGUGCGCGCCGUCGGCCCAGAGGUGACCUAUGUCCAGCCAGGCGAUGCCGUGGUCCUGGCGUUUGCCUCGUGCAUGAAGUGCCGCUGGUGCAGGAAGGGGCAGAAUCCGUACUGCGACGAGAUGUUCCGGCUGAACUUUAGCGGGCGGAGGGAUGAUGGGAGUGCAGUGGCGACGGUGGUGGAGGACGAGGAGGACGGGAAUAAAGAGGGAGAAAGAAACGUAGAGGUGGGUGGGUUCUUCUUUGGGCAGAGCAGCAUGGCGCGGAUCGCCCUGGCGAGGGAGGAGAGCUGUGUCAAGAUUGGGCAUGUGGGAGAGGCGGAUUUGCGGUUGUGCGCCACUCUGGGCUGUGGGAUUCAGACGGGCGCCGGCACCAUCAUGAAUGUCGUCCAACCACCUCCCGGAUCAAACCUGGCCAUCUUUGGCGGCGGUGCCGUCGGUCUUGCUGCCCUGCUCGCGGCCCAGCUCACCUCGCCAGCCUGUAUCGUGCUGGUCGACACGUCGCAGACCAAACUGGACAACAUCCGUGCAAUGUCGAUCCUCGGGCCCAAUACGCACCUGUACAACCCCUCAGGCAAGUCCAACGAGGAGGUUGCCGCGGAACUAAACAAGUACACACCUGACGAGCACGGCAUGGACUUUGCGCUGGACUGCGUCGGGAACGAGAACAUUAUCAAGACGGCACACCUGGCCCUGGACAAUAGGGGAAUGCUCGUGACGAUUGGGGCGGGCGUGGCCUCGAAUGUGGCCGGGUUUAAUCUUGAGGAGCACCUGGUCAAGGGCAUCACGCAUCGAGGCACGCACCAGGGGGACUCGGUUCCUAGGCAGAUGAUCCCGAGGCUGUUUGAGAUGUAUAAGGAGGGGCAGUUUCCUUUUGACAAAUUUGUGACUGCGUUUGGGUUUGAGGAGAUGGAUAGGGCUUUGGACGAGAUGAAGAAUGGCAGAGUGGUCAAGCCUCUUUUGGUUGUGUGA